GCAGGGUGGUGGUAAAAGCUUUAGACUGGAGGAGCAGCCCUGCGUGUCAGCUAACUGGAAGCUGAGCAACAGGAGGUGGUAGGCUGCAGGAAGGGCUGAGGCCAGGGAAGUAAAGAGGGAGGUGAUGCACGAGGGUCGGAGAGAUGAGGAGUAGCCUUCCUCAGAUGAUGUUGGGGAAGGAGUGCUGGGUUAGGACUGAGGGCUUCCUGGACAAGACCCCGGGUGACACUUCUGCCCCAAACCACUGAGAGCGUCGAAGAGCUUCCAGCCCAGCUACCUGCUCUGUGAUGUAGGGCAUCCAAAUUUUGACUCAAACCUUAGAAACAGGCUUUCUCCAAUCCUAGGGAGAGUCUGCAGGGACACUUCCUGCCUUUCAGGGUAAAAGACCCAGAAUUCCACUGGUCCAGCUCCUUCUGGCUCAAAUAGGGAGCAUUCUUAAUGCCUCUAGCAGCUGCAGUCUAGCUGGUUUUGCCCCAAGGACUCCCUUGAGGCAGAGCUCAGAGGUGGAGGCAGGAGAGGGAGCCAGAGCACACACAGGUCAUGAGUCUGGCUGCCUUUAGGUGGACGACGGGUCUGCAUAUGGCAUGCCCAAAGAUGCUUGGACAUCCCAUUUGGAAGGUCCCCAGGGAAUCCACUUCAUUGCUGGAAUAAUGGGGCCGGUCCGAUGUGGUUAAUCCCUGGUAAGGAGAGUCCCUCGCAAAUGUCCCCAGCGGCAGCCUUGAACUGGCCUGGCCCCUGCAUUCACCUCUUCUUCCUUGUCCGCAGUCACCAGUUAAGGAGUGUCACACUGUGCAGCUCUGGCCUGGUGGCUGGGCUGCCCCCCGCCCCCCGGGUUCCACACUAGUCUCCCAGCUUGUCUCUGCAUGUGCUCCCCUCUGUACCUCUGUAUCUCUGUACCUCUGCUUAUCCUGUGCCCUGGGAAUAAAUGUCCCUUCCCACCCCUAGGAAUUCUACCUGCAAGGACCUGCGAAUUGCCAGUCCUCCAAAGUGCCUGUAUCACCUGCAGCCCCUUCCCAUUUCCUGGGGAACCUCCCCAAGAGCAGGGGAUGAGCUGCAUGGGCGACCCAGGCAAAGACCAGCUCUGCUGCUCGGUCCCCUUCUUGCCUGGAGGUGACAGUUCACAGCCUCUGUUCCUGCUGCCGAGGCUGCUUCCUUAGAAGGACAGGGAAUUUGGGCCUUUCUGGAGAAAAGAUCUGAGUGUACAGCAGAACAGAGGCCUUGAAACCCACACGGGGAGUUUCCAAAACGCUGCUCAGUCUGUGUCCCCGGCAACAGAAUUGUUGACUGCAGCAUAACCAUACCUUCCUGUGUUCUAGCCCAGAGCAUCAUGGGCUGGCCUCUGCCGAAAGAUGCUCGGCAGGAGCCCCUGGGAAGAGGGUACAGGGGGCCUGGAAGGGGUGUGCAGUGGGGCUUGGAGAAACCCAAGGGGGCAGAUCAGCAGUCUGCUCCCUCCCACCGCCUCCUCAAGCAGGACUCCUGUCCUCCAGGUUACAGCUUCCUGCCACCUCCCCACCCCCCACCCCCAGUUCUCAGACUAGCCCAGCCUUGGCUGAGACACCACUAGGCAUGGGCGCUCUUCUCUGUGGCCAGAAGAGCGUGCACCCUCCCCUGCCAGUCUCUCUGAAGCACGGGAAGCCUGGCCUGAGGAGCAAGGGCCCAGCCAGACAAGCUGAAGGCGAAGCCCCUGCUCAGCUGUGGCAGCAGCUGUGGGGGACUCCAAGGGAAGCAGACAGCUGCUGGGAUGAGGCCUACCAGAGGAAGCCCGGUCUGUGCCAGUUCUGCCAUCUUUAGUAGGCUCCUGGAGACAGUCUAGACUUCCCUCUACAGAGGACAAAGUUGAGGCCCCGAGAGCAUUAUGAGAGGCCCCCAGGUCACACAAUGAAGCAGCGGUGAGGAUCCUGCCCACAAGGAAGUUCAGCCGAAGUAGCGGAAAGCCCAGGCCGCAGACCCUUAGCCUCACAGCCUCCUGCAGGGGAGAGGGGAGGAGAACGCCUGGACUUUUUCCUUUUGAUCUCAGGUGUGUCUCUGCACGGCAGUCCAGGGAUUAACAUGAGGCCAGGCUUGACAGCGCGAGAGGGGUGAGGUGGCCUGGGGUGUGACUGCAAACUGCCUCUGGCCACUUGUGGGCCCCAAACUCUUGUCGGAGUCAAAGCCGAGGCACCCGCAGGCCUCCGCAGGCCUCCACCGCCCCGCCCCGCCUGAAUGCAGCACAGCGGGAGGCUUCCGCCCCGGAAGGCCUCAGUCGGGAAGACUGACCAAAUUCAGUGAUGCGUGGCCUUGGGGCAGGAUAGGAAGAAAACGAGCCAGACAUGGGAAGGGAAAGGGGCUGAGAGCCCAGAGUUCCAGCACAAAUUCCUGGUGGAGCUGGGAUGUGGCUCAGUAGAGUGCCCGCUAGAGUGCCAUGCGUUCAAAACACCCGUACACACAAAAGUAAGUAAAAAUUAGAGAGUAAAAACAAACACCCAAACCAGCCAUGGUGGCUUACACCUUAUCUGUGGGAUUGUGGGAUACCCCAGGUUACACAGCAUUGUGGGAUACCCUAAGUUACACAGCAUUGUGGGAUACCCUAAGUUAUACAGCAAAGCAGCGGUGUUCCCUUUUAUUUUGUGAUAGGGUCUCACUAACACCCAUGAACUCUGGUAGCCCAGGCUAGCCUCAAAACUGAAACCUCCUUGUCUCAACCUCCCAAGUAGCUGGGAUGCCAGGCCUGAGCCACUAGACCUGAUUAUUUUCCUCAAUAAACCCUGACUUCGCUUCAGAGUGACUUGUCCUGAAAUUCUUUCCUGGGCACCGAGGUGACAGCCUCAGGCUGUGGUGAAAGUUCCAUUCUGGAAGGAUUGAAGGAGGGGACAGGAGGCGGGGAAUGACCUCCAGGGAGGUUAAAUAGGUCACCUCAACGCUGGGCACCAAGACAAGCAGAGGGGCCCAUGAAGAUCUUCACCCACACUUCUGGCACCAUGAUGUCACUUCGGAUACUGCUCCUGGCUGCCCUGCUUCUGGGGACGUCUCUGCAGCAUGCCAGCGCUGCUCGAGCCACCAACGUAGGCCGAGAGUGCUGCCUGGAGUACUUCAAGGGGGCCAUCCCCAUCAGGAGGCUGGUGACAUGGUACAGGACCUCAGCCGAGUGUCCCAGGGACGCUAUUGUGUUUGUGACUGUCCAGGGCAGGUUCAUCUGUUCAGACCCCAAAGACAAGCAUGUGAAGAAGGCCAUCAGACACCUGCAAAGCCUAAGGCAGUAGCCGGUGACCUUCCCCCAGGAGCAUUUGGAGACUCCAGCUCCGGCGUCCAUGACCUCAGCCCAAAGCUGCCUGCAUCCAGUGGAGGCCUUAAGAGCCCCAGAAGAGCCACAGAGUGGGAGUCGCUGUCCCUUUGUAUGGACUCAAGCUACAGGCACAAAACACCGCUGAUUAAAGUCCUCUUCCCUUA
Molecule: messenger RNA, 3426 nt
Organism: Peromyscus maniculatus bairdii (prairie deer mouse)
Lineage: Eukaryota; Metazoa; Chordata; Mammalia; Rodentia; Cricetidae
Source: RefSeq, a predicted model, not a curated record